UCUGAAUUAUGUUGCUUUUAGGAUACUAGCAAGGACAAGAAGACCGAGGAUCUCAAAGAGAGCUCACAAUCACAGAAUGAAAUCUUUUUUAAUCCUAAUGUCUUAACUGAGUUUAAGUUGGCUGGGAGUGAAGAGGAGAUUGAAGAAGACAAAAAUAAUGUGAGGGGAGCCAGUAUGUUCCUCACAGAUGUUGUGCUUCCAAAAUUCAUUCAAGAUCUCUGCACACUGGAAGUCUCACCAAUGGAUGGCCAGACCUUGACUGAGGCACUCCAUGCUCAGGGAAUUAAUGUUCGGUAUAUAGGAAAAGUUGCUGAGGGCACUAAACAUUUACCCCAUUUAUGGGACCUUUGUUCUAAUGAGAUUGCAGUUAGAUCUGCAAAGCACAUUCUUAAGGAUGUUUUGAGAGAUACUGAAGAUCAUGACUUAGGGAUGGCACUUUCACAUUUCUUCAAUUGUUUCUUUGGAAGUUGUCAAGUACUUGCUACAAAAGCAGCUAGUAAUAUUCAGUCCAGAACCCCAAAGAAGGACCAAGUGGGUCACCAUCAUUCUUCCGGAAAAAAUUUAAGGGGACAAGCCAGAUGGAAAGGUAGAACACUUGCAAAAAAGAGUCAAUCCUCAUAUAUGAGUGUUAGCUCAGAUUCUCUUUGGGCUGACAUUCGAAAUUUUGGAAAGCUCAAAUAUCAGGACCAAGUGGGUCACCAUCAUUCUUCCGGAAAAAAUUUAAGGGGACAAGCCAGAUGGAAAGGUAGAACACUUGCAAAAAAGAGUCAAUCCUCAUAUAUGAGUGUUAGCUCAGAUUCUCUUUGGGCUGACAUUCGAAAUUUUGGAAAGCUCAAAUAUCAG
Molecule: messenger RNA, 843 nt
Organism: Cucurbita pepo subsp. pepo (vegetable marrow)
Lineage: Eukaryota; Viridiplantae; Streptophyta; Magnoliopsida; Cucurbitales; Cucurbitaceae
Source: RefSeq, a predicted model, not a curated record